Medicago truncatula (barrel medic) is the source of this 1558-nucleotide messenger RNA. RefSeq names its product methylthioribose-1-phosphate isomerase. The transcript is spliced from 9 exons. NCBI's taxonomy places the organism in Eukaryota, Viridiplantae, Streptophyta, Magnoliopsida, Fabales, Fabaceae. Bases 87 to 1205 code for a protein of 372 amino acids. The record is from RefSeq and is a predicted model, not a curated record. Gene Ontology annotation, molecular function: S-methyl-5-thioribose-1-phosphate isomerase activity.
UUAAGGAAGGAAAAUUACUAUUUUUCUCCGCAUCAUUCCAGCUUCAUUGCAAUUUGCACGCACGCCACUCUCCCGAUACUCUCUCUAUGGCAUCAUCUGAUUCCAACGCUACCAACAUGCUUCAAGCAAUUCGCUACAACCGUGGGUCUCUUCAGCUUCUCGAUCAGACAAAGCUUCCUUUAGAAAGCGUUUACUUGGAAAUUCGUGAUUCUAAUGAUGGCUGGAAUGCUAUACGAGAUAUGGUGGUCCGGGGAGCACCUGCUAUUGCUAUUGCAGCGGCACUUUCGCUGGCUGUGGAGGUGUCCAAUUUAGAUGAUUUUAAUGGUUCUACUGAUGAUGCUGUUUACUUCCUGCAGAAGAAGUUGGACUAUCUUGUCUCGAGUCGGCCAACCGCGGUGAACUUAUCAGACGCUGCGACCAAACUCAAAGAAAUCAUAUCUAAGGCUGCUGCUACCACUUCAGAGGCCAAGGGCGUGUUUCAGGCAUAUCUAGAGGCUGCUGAAAUAAUGCUUGAGGAUGAUGUUGCAUCAAACAGAGCAAUUGGAACUUAUGGAGCUAGUUUUAUUCAAAACCAAACAGAAAAACUGAAGCUUUCUGUUUUGACCCAUUGCAAUACUGGAAGUUUAGCUACAGCUGGAUAUGGUACUGCUCUUGGUGUAAUUCGUGCACUUUACAGCGGGGGAGUUUUAGAAAGGGCUUACUGCACAGAAACACGCCCCUUCAAUCAAGGAUCCAGACUUACUGCCUAUGAGUUGGUACAUGACAAAAUACCAGCAACUCUUAUUGCAGAUUCUGCUGCAGCUGCAUUAAUGCAAGCAGGGCGUGUGGAUGCUGUUGUUGUUGGCGCAGAUCGUGUCGCAUCAAAUGGUGACACAGCAAACAAAAUUGGAACCUAUAGUGUUGCCUUAUGCGCCAAGUUUCAUAAUGUACCUUUUUUUGUGGCUGCCCCCUUGACUUCCAUCGAUCUAUCACUUUCUUCUGGACAACAAAUUGUCAUUGAAGAGAGAUCUCCCAAGGAGUUGUUGAACAUGCGUGGAGGACUUGGAGAGCAGGUUGCUGCCUCAGGAAUAUCUGUGUGGAAUCCGGCUUUUGAUGUUACACCUGCUAAUCUAAUAUCUGGGAUCAUCACUGAGAAGGGUGUCAUUACAAAGACGCCUGCUGGCGAUGCUUUUGACAUAAAAGCUUUCGUACAGAAAACAGGUUAAGGGUGGAAUGUAUUCAGUACUAAUGCUCUAUGGUGUGAUAUGAAAUGCUAUGUUUCACCCAUUGUAGAUUUGAGUUGAAUGUUUUCAAGGGGUGUUGUAGAUCUACUCAUUCAAUAUAACUAUCCCCGGAGAAUAAAUGGUGACCUGGUUAAUAAACAAGUAAAUGAGAAAUUGGCGGCUACCAUGACUUGCGUCGAUAAAAUGGAAUGGUAGUUCUCAGAAAAACAGGACAUAGUUUUGUUUUGUUUUUUACAGCAAGACAUAAUUGUAUAAGAUAACAAGGUUCUAAAAAUAUGUAAUGCUUCUUAUGAUGUCAAAUAAAUAUUAUAUUCUAGGGUGCUUAUACAGUGGCC